Messenger RNA from Charadrius vociferus (killdeer), 855 nucleotides. Its product is annotated as deoxyribonuclease-1-like. Gene Ontology annotation, molecular function: DNA nuclease activity. The transcript has 8 exons. Gene Ontology annotation, cellular component: nucleus. Lineage: Eukaryota; Metazoa; Chordata; Aves; Charadriiformes; Charadriidae. Gene Ontology annotation, biological process: DNA catabolic process. The record is from RefSeq and is a predicted model, not a curated record. Bases 1 to 855 code for a protein of 284 amino acids.
AUGGCAUCCUCGAAGCUGGUGCUGUCGCUGCUGGUUGCAGCUCUCCUGCUGCAUGUGGCCACCACGCUGAAGAUCGGUGCCUUCAACAUCAAGGCUUUUGGGGACAGCAAGAUGUCCAACAAGACUAUCGCAGAUAUCAUUGUCUCUAUCCUGUCGGAGUACGACAUCACCCUGGUGCAGGAGGUCCGGGAUGCUGACCUAAGUGGCGUAAAGAAGCUCAUGGACCAGCUCAACAGCGCAUCCCCACACCCAUACAGCUUUUUGGACAGCAUCCCCCUGGGUCGGACCACCUACAAGGAGCAGUACCUCUUUGUCUACAGGUCGGACAUGGUCUCUGUGCUGGGAAGCUACUACUAUGAUGACGGCUGUGAGUCCUGCGGGACUGAUACCUUCAGCAGGGAGCCCUUCAUUGUGAAGUUCUCCUCACCCACCACGCAGGUGGAGGAGUUCGUGAUGGUGCCCCUGCAUGCUGAGCCCAGCAGUGCAGCGGAAGAGAUCGACGCACUCUACGAUGUCUACACUGAUGUUGUCAACAAGUGGGCGACUAACAACAUCCUCUUCCUGGGCGACUUCAACGCCGACUGCUCCUAUGUGACCAGCAGCCAGUGGCCGUCCGUCCGCCUGCGCUCCCUCGACGCCUGCGAGUGGCUCAUUCCCGACAGUGCCGACACCACCGUCGCCGACACCGACUGUGCCUAUGACCGCAUCGUCGCCUGCGGCAUCGCGCUGCGCCAAGACAUCGAGCCUGGCUCUGCCACCGUCAACAACUUCAAGAAGACUUUCCACCUCCAGAUGAAGGAUGCUUUGGCCGUCAGCGACCAUUUCCCGGUGGAGGUGACCCUGAAAGCCCGCUGA